CCUGCCCCGGAAGCCGCCGCAGCGAGAAAGAGACUCCGGGAGAGGAAGACUGUGACUUGGGCCCAGGGGCCACAGACAUCGGACACAGGCCCGGGGCAGAACAAGAGGCCGUGGACUUUACAAUGUCCUCCUUGGCAUGUGGUUGCCCCCAUCUUGAGUCUCUGGGCGAGGUGACCAAAGAAGAGCUCAUUCAGAAAUCUCACGGCAGCUGCCAAGACUGCAAAGUCAGGGGACCAAACCUUUGGGCUUGUCUGGAGAAUGGCUGUUCCUACAUUGGCUGCGGAGAGUCGCACGUGGACCAUAGCACUACUCAUUCUCAGGACACCAAACAUUGCCUCACUGUGAACCUCACCACGCUGCGAGUCUGGUGCUACACCUGCAGUAAAGAAGUGUUCCUGGAUCGGAAGCUGAACGCGCAGUCUCCGAGCGCCAAACCUCAGGAUAACAACCCCGUGCAGGAAUCAAGGAUGACAUCAAACCUGACUCUAAAAACACCCCCCGCAGUGAUUUACGAGAACCUGGACAUAGAACUGGAAGAAGAAGACGAGCUCAAGACCAGAGGUCUCACUGGACUGAAGAACAUCGGAAACACUUGUUAUAUGAACGCCGCCCUGCAGGCUCUGUCCAACUGCCCCCCCCUCACACACUUCUUCCUGGACUGCGGUGGACUGGCGCGCACCGACAAAAAGCCAGCGCUCUGUAAAAGCUACCAGAAGCUGAUGUCUGAAAUCUGGCACCGAAACAGGCCUGGCUCUGUCAUGCCUACUAAUCUGUUCCAAGGCAUAAAAACAGUAAACCCAACUUUCCGUGGCUAUUCCCAGCAGGAUGCCCAAGAAUUCCUUCGUUGUUUGAUGGACGUAUUACACGAAGAACUCAAGGAGCAAAUGUUUGAGGCAGAAGAGGAUCCUCAGCCCGGCAUGUUGGAGGAGAUCAUGGAAGAGGAGAAGAACCAGUCGGACAACGACUUUCAGUCCUGCGAAUCCGGUUCCAGCAGUGAUCACAACGAGAACGAAAGUCGGAAGUUAUCGGAGGAACUUUCAGAAUCUGCCAUGUUAAUCCAGGAGGACCAAAAGGAGCAGGAACCGGUGAAAUCCUGGCAGAAAGAAAAGAAGAACUUCAACAACCUAAGUCAGAACAACUGCCUGCCAGAUCUGGAGAAGAACCUCGAGAGCUUAGUGGAGGACAAUGAGUAUUCCUCUCAAGGAACAGUCAAGGUCCAGAUCCAGAGUCGAGGAGUAUCAGACUACGCUACAGAAGUCAUCAUGAAUGACCUGUCUGCCUCUCAGACGCCCUUACUCAGUGAAGGCUCAGCUCCUCACUUGUCAAGCAGUCCCCCAAAAUCCAGAUCUCUUUGGACAAGCCAUAAAAAAGCUCCUACAGUUUGCCUUCCUAAGAAGAAGAGGCAGAAGAAGUAUCGCAGUGUGAUCUCCGAUGUCUUUGACGGUACCAUUGUGAGCUCAGUGCAGUGUCUGACGUGUGAUAGGAUCUCUGUAACACUGGAAACAUUUCAGGACCUUUCCCUCCCUAUCCCGGGGAAGGAAGAUCUGGCUAAGUUGCAUUCAUCAAGCCAUCAGACCUCCUUAGUUAAAGCGGGCUCAUGUGGGGAGGCGUAUGCACCUCAAGGAUGGAUAGCUUUCUUCUUGGAAUAUUUUAAGAGCUGGUUUUGGGGUCCCACGGUUACACUACAAGAUUGCCUCGCAGCUUUCUUUACCAGAGACGAACUUAAAGGUGACAACAUGUACAGCUGCGAGAAAUGCAAAAAGUUAAGAAAUGGCGUCAAAUUUUGCAAAGUGCAGAAAUUUCCUGAGAUAUUGAGCAUACAUCUCAAGAGGUUCCGACACGAGCUCAUGUUCUCCACCAAAAUCGGGACCCAUGUAUCUUUCCCAUUGGAAGGUCUGGACCUGCAGCCGUUCCUUGCAAAGGACAGCCCAAGUCAGAUAGUCACCUAUGACCUUUUGUCUGUCAUCUGCCACCAUGGCACUGCCAGCAGCGGCCAUUACAUCGCCUAUUGUCGCAACAACCUGAACAGUCUUUGGUACGAAUUUGACGACCAGAGCGUCACAGAAGUGUCUGAGGCCACCGUGCAGAACGCUGAGGCUUACGUCCUCUUCUACAGAAAGUCAAGUGAAGAUGCCCAGAAGGAGCGGAGACGAGUGACAAGUCUGCUGAACCUGACAGAACCCAGCCUCCUGCAGUUCUACAUCUCACGCCAGUGGCUCAAUAAGUUUAAGACGUUUGCAGAACCUGGGCCCAUAUCAAAUAAUGACUUCCUCUGCGUGCAUGGCGGUGUUCCACCACGUAAGGCUGGCCUGAUUGAAGACCUCGUGGUGAUGCUGCCACAGAACAUAUGGGAUUAUUUAUAUGGCAGAUUUGGAGGGGGCCCAGCUGUGAACCACCUCUAUGUAUGUCACACCUGUCAGCAUGAACUGGAGAAGAUCGAAAAAAGGCGGAAAAUGGAACUGGAGACGUUUAUUCGGCUAAAUAAAGCUUUCCAAGAAGAGGACUCUCUGGCUGUCAUUUACUGCAUCAGCAUGCACUGGUUCCGGGAGUGGGAAGGGUUCGUAAAGGGCAAGGACGUCGAUCCUCCUGGAGCAAUAGACAAUUCAAAAAUAGCCGUCGCAAAGUGCGGGCAUAUAACUCUGAAACAAGGAGCAGAUUCUGGGCAGAUAUCAGAAGAAACUUGGCAUUUCCUCCACUCCAUCUACGGCGGUGGUCCCGAGAUCACCCUCAGACAAACUGUCCCUGUCGCCGAAGCCGGCCAGUCGGAGGAGAAGAUUGACGUAGAGACGCGGAAUGUAUAACCUGCUUUCUUGGCGCUGGCGUCCUGUCCCUGGAGACGCUAAUCUGUGGCGGGUUCUUGAUUUUGACCUCUAGACAUUCCUUCACCUUCACUAUACAUUUAGAAGCGUUUAUCGUUCUUUUUGGCUGUGAUUUUAAGUGUCCUAUUUAUGUUUUCUAUGAGAGCGAGGGGA
This is a messenger RNA of Bufo bufo (common toad), 2972 nucleotides long. RefSeq names its product ubiquitin specific peptidase 33 (gene USP33). Gene Ontology annotation, molecular function: zinc ion binding; cysteine-type deubiquitinase activity. The record is from RefSeq and is a predicted model, not a curated record. Gene Ontology annotation, biological process: protein deubiquitination. NCBI's taxonomy places the organism in Eukaryota, Metazoa, Chordata, Amphibia, Anura, Bufonidae. The transcript is spliced from 24 exons. Bases 123 to 2801 code for a protein of 892 amino acids.